Molecule: messenger RNA, 1428 nt
Organism: Perkinsus marinus ATCC 50983
Lineage: Eukaryota; Perkinsozoa; Perkinsida; Perkinsidae
Exons: 13
Coding region: 1-1428 (475 amino acids)
Molecular function (GO): catalytic activity
Source: RefSeq, a predicted model, not a curated record
AUGAGUACUAGUGCCUCCAUCGGUGGUAAGACUUCAAAGGCUCGUGUGACCAACAGUAAAGGCAAGAUGGAAGAUCUCACAGUCCUCACUUAUAAUGUUGAUACUGCUAUCAAGGAUAUGCCUCAACGCAUUAAAAUACUCAUUGAGGUACUCCAAAAUCGUGAUUAUGAUGUUGUUUGCCUCCAAGAAGUAUUCGCCAGCGCUUCCAAAGAGGCAAUCGUUAAUGGGCUUGAAAAUCAAUACUAUAUUUUGUCCGCCGAUCACAACGCGCCGUUCUAUCCUUUCCAGUCGUUUUUACCAUCAAUGUUGCUCACCAUCAUCGCUAAUGCUUUCCCAUCAAUUCUAAGAGCGCUGGCGUUCGUUGUCGCAAUCUUGCUCUGUCCCCCGGUGAUGAGAUUAAUAUCACAAUAUGUUUUCCAUUGUCUACAAUACGCCAGCGGCUUCCAUAGUGAAGGACGUUCUCAACCGUUCGACUACAUGGGCCUCACCAUUUUGCUCAAUAAAAAGAGAUUCAGUGAUGCUAAGGUCGAAUGCGCUGAGCCCUUCCAAGUUCAAGGAUAUACAGCUCCGGUAACAGGCUUAGGUUGGAUAUGGUUGUGGGUUGAAUGGACUUUCCUUCGUCCGGGUUACCUCAUAGUUUCUGGUGAGCUCACUGGUGCUGCCGGUCAAACAUUGACUAUAGUGGACCUCCAUUUUGUGCUGGGGAGGGAAGGGGAUUGUAUUAACCCUAACAGGAAGGCGCAGGCGGAUGAGAUCCUUUGGGCUGUGGAUCAUUACUCACCUAAGAAUUCACAAGUGAUCCUCUGUGGUGAUCUCAACUGCUCGACAUUCAGCCUCAACGAGGAAGAUAUGGAGUCCGUCGAGUUGAUGAUGUUCCAUCGCAAUGGAUACCAAGAUGCGCUGAAAGUCUUCAACCCUGAGGCGGCUUUCGAAGCCCGGCAUAAAUCUGAAGAAGCUGAGAAAAAAUCACAAGUCGAUGAGAAGACAAAUAAAACCGCCGAAAACGACGAAUUCAUCGAAACCGAAGUUGCUGAUGAUGAACCGAAGAUUCAAGCAAUCAGUGAUGAUGAAGUUCCCCUUGUCCCUAAGGGUGAUGGCGUUGAGGAAAAGCAAGAUUGCAAGAAAUUGGAAAAGAUCAACUCGGAAGUGGAAGGAUCUUUGGAACGCCUGAAAAUGCCGCUCACUUGGGACGGGGUGAAUAAUCCGUCGACGCGAUUGGGCGACCCUGGCGCUGAGUUGCGAUGUGAUUAUGUUUUCCUGAAGGACGCGCCCGAACCGGAACCGAGAACGAUCAAGUUGGAGGAAAAGGAGAUGCGGGUCGUGUUCGAUGGGUUGACUAGUCCGGCUGAUGGUGUUGCUCCUUUGCCUAUCAUCUCUGAUCACUAUGGAGUUCAAGUGUCCUUUAGAUUAAACAGGGUUCAGCCGUGA